AUGUUCCUGGCGCGCACGACGGAGAUGAAACCCGUGGUGGAGCGCGGAGCACCGGUGGGGUUUCCGAGAAUAAGCGAGUACACGGGAGUGAACAGCGGGACAGUGCCUAAGUACAACAACACAGUGGUGCACGUGACUCCUCCAGACGUGACCCUGUGUGUGGGGAACGGCUUCAUCGUUCAUGCUGUAAACUGCGCGUUGGUGGUGUAUGACACAAAGGGGAAGCAGCUCACACGCAUCAUCCCGCAGAACGAGUCGGGGCAGUCCAACAAUACGUUUGACAAGUUCGGGCAGACGAGGAGCAGGGGAAACAUCACGGUGGGAGCGGGGCUCAUAGUGGCCGCAUCAACCACUGACGACCCUACUAAGCCCUGGAACACCUUCUUCAUCCCUGGCUCCACACAUGCCAAUCAUCCUUUCCCAUCCCCUCCCAUCCCCUUCUGUCCCCUCCCGUCCCCUCCCCUUCGCUCCCUUCCCGUCCUGCCUCCUGCCUUCCAAUUUGUAAAUGCUCCUCCCGCCCAUUCCCUUGGUAUCCUUUCCCCUCUCUUCCUCUCGCUUCCCCUUCCUUUCCUCUUGACUCCUCCAUUACCAUUUGUAGAAACCCCUUUUAUCUCUUCCCGCUCCCUCCCGUACCCUCUUGUCCCCUUCCGCCCCCUUCCGUCCCAUUCCAUCCACUUCCAUCUUCCCCUGUCCACUCAAUUACCUUUCCUUACCCUCACUCUUUCGUCCCCUCCUAAGUUGGGCACUUACGUUUUUCGAGGUCUCGGGGAGCUGGGGGGAGGGGAGGGGGAGGAGGAGGAAGGGGAGGGGGAAGGGGAGGAGGAGGAGAAGGAGGAGGAGGAGGAGGAGGAGGAGGAGGAGGAGGAGGAGGAGGAGGAGGAGGAGGAGGAGGAGGAGGAGGAGGAGGAGGAGGAGGAGGAUUUUAUUGCCAUAUCCAAGGCCCAGCUGACUCAGGCAGAGAACGCCACCAUUCUGCGCGUCGUCGUGCCGGCCUCCCCCACUCCCACCAACCCCUCCUGGACCAUUCUCCCUCAGAAGGUCGCAGCAGAUGGCUCAUAUGACCACUCCCACGGCGGCACCAUGUAUUUCGCCUACACCGGCAGCAUCAACCCCCCCGCACCCAACGAGACCCUACUGUUUCCCAACGUCACUGCUAUGGGCACCUUUGCUGUCACCGACACGAUCGCCCUCGGCACACCAGAUGCAGAAAACCGCGUGGAACCGCACUGCGCCGCGGUGUACACCCCGCCGCACGUCCUCCCGCACGCAGUCACCCAAAGGAAGGACCCAUGCCGGUAG
Closterium sp. NIES-65 is the source of this 1299-nucleotide messenger RNA. The record is from the annotation of a GenBank genome assembly. Lineage: Eukaryota; Viridiplantae; Streptophyta; Zygnematophyceae; Desmidiales; Closteriaceae.